AUGUGCAAAUGGGAAGAGAUAAAGAAUUACUGGAUCUGCACGUAUUCUCUAGGGUCCCCUGUGUCUGUAUACCUUGUGUGGCACACGACUACGGCCCGACUACGGAGUACUCUGUACGAGAGGGAGGGACACAACAACCACAUUUUCCUUUGCCAAGAUGUUGAAGGCCAAGAAGGGCGGAGAAUCAAAAAUGAAACAAAGGGAAACCGGGUGGCCGGCGGAACGGCAUUACAAGCCGGCGUACCUCAAUCAUUGCACCCGAGGCAAGCAUAUGUUGACUCCGCCCCCGUUUACUCCAUAUGGAGAGAAGUCUUCACACUCAAAGUCGCCCUGCCAAGCAACUUCAAUAAUAGUUUGCCAAACUACGAUCUGUACAGUAUGUUUGCGCGUUCCUAUUCUUGGCGUUUAACUCCCUGCGCGCUCCCGCACAAUAGCCAGCACAGCAAAAGUAUGGGUAUACAGAGGAGCAGGGGAUAAUGGACGUGAGGACUGGAGGACCCAAGGACGCCGCCCCCCCGUGAGAGACCACACAUUGCAGGUGGUGUGAUACCACGACACCCCAAUCAUCAUCAUCAUCAUGAUCAUCAUCACCUUAUCAUCCCCCUUUUCAUGGGAGAUAGUUACCAGCAAACUAUUCACGCCAAGACCCCAAAAUUUAAAUACCGACGCCCCAGCCAACCCGCCAAGCAAGCCACCCAGCUCCCGAAAGUUUGAAACCGAUGGGAUCUGCAGAUCUCAUCCCAGGAUUAAUUAGUUGCAGUCUGUAGAAUUUCGGCCGAGCCGGGCGGCCCCGAUUACGCGCCAAGGGGGGCUUGGACGUUGGAGAAGGCCCCGGCCCGGUGGGGGGGGAAUGUGCUGUUGUUUUGUGUGUGUGUGUGUGUGUGUGUGGGUGUUCACCGCUGCUCAGAUUGAUGAAAAAUUGCUGAUGAGACUGUGACGGAGUGAGUUAGGUAUUAUUAUGUAUGUAGGUAGGUAGGCACAGCUGCGCCUUGGGAAAUUGCGGAGUCUGGUUUUGCGUUAGCAUGCCUCUUUUCUCUGUCUUCAUCUUUCUCAAAAUAUAAAAGUACGGUACCCGAGCCACCAUUGCGAAUAUAUAUAUUAGUAUCAAUGUAUUAGGUAACAGAGGGAAUAGUUAGAAAGGACAAGACAAGGGGGAAAGAAACUAGGAGCUGGUCUCAGAGAGACAACUGUGUGAACAAGAGGAGGGAAAGGGAAAACCACAAGAGAGAUGGGGGGUAAAGUGUAAGAACGCUCCAAGCAAGCAAAAUACACUCGUUGGUAAAUAGUGUCUUCGCUGUUAAACUAA
Molecule: messenger RNA, 1306 nt
Organism: Blastomyces gilchristii SLH14081
Lineage: Eukaryota; Fungi; Ascomycota; Eurotiomycetes; Onygenales; Ajellomycetaceae
Exons: 5
Coding region: 1-477 (158 amino acids)
Source: RefSeq, a predicted model, not a curated record